Molecule: messenger RNA, 552 nt
Organism: Meloidogyne enterolobii
Lineage: Eukaryota; Metazoa; Nematoda; Chromadorea; Rhabditida; Meloidogynidae
Source: the annotation of a GenBank genome assembly
GCUUUUGAACAACUUUAUGAAAGGAAAAUGUCUGCACGUUCUGAAGUUGAUGAACGGAUAUUCUUGAAGCCCUUAUUGACUUUUGGAGAUAUUAUUUUCUCAGAUAAAUUUGAAGAAGAAGCCAUUUCUGUUUUGUCUGGAGAUCUUUGUCAAUAUAUCAAUAAUGAUUUUUUGAUCAAAUUCAGCUCACAAAAUUGUUUAGCCAAAUUGAAUGCGCCUGAAAAAAUUCAACCUCCAACUGAAGGAAAAUCUUAUAUGAUUACACCUGAUACUGUUUGUCAAAAUAGUGCAUUUUAUUCUGAUAUGAAGCUAAUUGAGAGGAUGGAUGAAUUAUUAUCAAUAUUUAGAAGUCAAGGAAAAUCUUUCAAUUUUGAUUUUGUUGAUUGUCAAGGGAAUCCACGAGAAUAUAUAGCUGAACAAGUACACAUAUUUGGACAGAAAUUUCUUACAAAGUUUGGGAAGGACGAGAAGGAAAGCAAUGAAGAAGGAUCUUCAGAUUAUGCUUUGAAUCAAAUUCAAUUGGAAAAAUAUGCUGCCGACGUAUUUUAUUAA